UGGCAGCGACGUGGCAGCGCGCAUGCGCAAACUCUAACCGGCUGUAACAGAGAGAGGAAACAGUGCAAGAGACGCGACAUUUACUGAAAGAAUUAAAGCCUAAAGUGUAGAAAUUAUCGAAUUAUAAUGGGUUUAACAAUUUCAUCCAUCUUCGGGAGACUUUUUGGGAAGAAGCAGAUGAGAAUAUUAAUGGUGGGUUUGGACGCAGCAGGAAAAACAACAAUACUGUACAAACUGAAGCUGGGAGAAAUCGUCACAACCAUUCCUACCAUCGGGUUUAACGUGGAGACGGUGGAGUACAGGAACAUCUGCUUCACCGUGUGGGAUGUUGGUGGUCAGGAUAAAAUCCGUCCGCUGUGGAGACACUACUUCCAGAACACUCAGGGUCUGAUCUUCGUGGUGGACAGUAAUGACCGAGAGAGAGUGGCCGAGUCUGCUGAUGAGCUCUCCAAAAUGCUGCAGGAAGACGAGCUGAGGGACGCCGUGCUGCUGGUGUUCGCUAACAAACAGGAUCUGCCCAACGCCAUGCCGGUCAGCGAGCUCACAGAUAAACUGGGCCUGCAGAGUCUGCGCAGCCGAACGUGGUACGUUCAGGCCACGUGCGCUACACAGGGAACCGGGCUGUAUGAAGGACUGGACUGGUUAUCCAACGAGCUGUCCAAACGCUAGUGCUGUCCAUCACCUCACACACACACACACACCGAGAGAGAGAGAGAGCGAGAGAGAGAGAGCACGCUGGAGUUUUCAGAUCAUUACUCUAUAGACUCUGUUAUAAAGAGAGAGAGAGAGUGUGUGUGUGUGUGUGUGUGUGUGUGUGCGCGUGUGUGUGUGAGUGAGAGAGAGAUGCGGUGAUGAGGCGCCAUGUCUGUCUUUACUUUUUUACACUUCAUUUCUCUUUUUGCUGCGUCUGAAUCACGGUGUUUUAUAUGUGAUGAUGCUUUAAACUGCAUGUUCACUGAUAACUGUGAGAGAUUCAUCAGACCUCACGACCUUCGCAUUUUAACGUCGGAGUACACUGCUACGAGUUAUCACUCAAAAAUACUCCGAAGUCUUCUUUUCCCCCCCAAAUAAAAACAGCAGAUGAGUCAGUCGACGUAUGAAUCUGGAAUGAUUGACAGUUGCGUAGGUUUUGAACUCUCUGAUAUUACCUGUCCCUCUGGAAGCCCCGCCCCCUUCCUCCAUCUCACCUUAGUAAUCUCUCGUCUCGUAUUGAUUUUCCCGAUGGAGAGAUACGCAGACGCAAAGUCCUCACUUUCUGUCGCUGGAAACAGAAAUUAAACCUGACAGUGUGUGUUCCACUCAGCUAAGAUUACACACAGAUUAUAUCUAAUAUUAUAUCAUCAGUAAAUUAAACGGGAUUUAUUAGGGAUUAACUGAAGAUUUUUGGCCAAAAAGAAAAAAAAAUGGACGGGAAAAAAGAUUAAAUAGUCUUACACCAAAGCGUCAGCGCCGUCACUCGCCUGUUUUAGUUCAACUACAAAGAAAGAAAGUGAAAUUUCUCUAGUCUCUACAUUUUAACUAAAACAAAGAAGUGGCAGCUUUUUUCCCCCGACAUGCCUGUGUGUGUAGAACCCUCGCACACACACACACACACCUUACACACAUCUUACACAGACCUUACACACAUCUUACACAGACCUUACACACAUCUUACACAGACCUUACACACACCUUACACACAUCUUAUACACACCUUACACACACCUUACACACAUCUUACACAGACCUUACACACACCUUACACACAUCUUAUACACACCUUACACACACCUUACACACAUCUUAUACACACCUUACACACACCUUACACACAUCUUAUACACACCUUACACACAUCUUAUACACACCUUACACACAUCUUAUACACACCUUACACACGCACCUUACACACAUCUUAUACAGACCUUACACACACCUUACACACAUCUUAUACAGACCUUACACACAUCUUAUACACACCUUACACACACCGUACUCACACACCUUACACACGCACCUUACACACACCUUACACACACCUUACACACAUCUUAUACACACCUUAUACACACCUUACACACAUCUUAUACACACCUUACACACACCGUACUCACACACCUUACACACAUCUUAUACACACCUUACACACAUCUUAUACACACCCUACACGCACCUUACACAGACCUUACACAAGUGAUUCAUGAAAGGAUGAUAUUGAAAAUGAACCUGUGUGUUCUUCCUCUUUGGGGUUGUCAUGUCUGCUCUGUGCAAAUGAAAUGUUCUUUAUUUUUAGAUAAUUUUUUAAUCUGAUGCUCACUUGAACAUCUGAAUUGUUGAUUUUCUGCAGCAGGAUGUCCCUGAUGGACACGAAGCAUUAAAAAUAAAGUUGUACAGAUGCAUUUUCUGUCAAAAAUAAUCAACUAUAAUGUGGUUUAAAUUAAAAUUUCCUAAUCAUCCACGCAGUAUGAAUAUUUAAGCUGUACAGUCGUAUGAUUAUAGACUCCAGAAUUUCCUUGAUGCAUGUAUUAGAGUUAAAGUUACUUCCUGUCUGUGAGAAAGCGUCUCUCUUCUCCCAGAAUAAACAGCUGGAACUCUGAGCCCCUUUUCCACACACGAGUGUGUUUCACAGCGUGCUCGUGUGUUACAGAUCAUCACCUCGACCUGUCCAGGUGUGUAGCUGUAAAUCUGACAGGUGCACAGAACAGCCUCGUCCUCCUGUGAUGUGCGUCAGAAAUGACCUGGAGGACAGACCGUGAUAACGCAAUAGGAUGUGUGAUGUGAUGUGAUGUUCUUUCCUCGUUGUGUUUUAGUUUUAAUGUUAGCUGAAGAUUCAUGUUUGUUUCAUUUUCAUUGCUUCUUUUCUUAAAUAAAUUUUUUUCCUGAA
Pangasianodon hypophthalmus (striped catfish) is the source of this 2863-nucleotide messenger RNA. RefSeq names its product ADP-ribosylation factor 5. Gene Ontology annotation, cellular component: cytoplasm; plasma membrane. Bases 127 to 669 code for a protein of 180 amino acids. Gene Ontology annotation, molecular function: GTP binding; GTPase activity. The record is from RefSeq and is a predicted model, not a curated record. The transcript is spliced from 6 exons. Lineage: Eukaryota; Metazoa; Chordata; Actinopteri; Siluriformes; Pangasiidae. Gene Ontology annotation, biological process: intracellular protein transport; vesicle-mediated transport.